This is a messenger RNA of Loxodonta africana (African savanna elephant), 1137 nucleotides long. Its product is annotated as proproteinase E. Gene Ontology annotation, molecular function: serine-type endopeptidase activity. Lineage: Eukaryota; Metazoa; Chordata; Mammalia; Proboscidea; Elephantidae. The record is from RefSeq and is a predicted model, not a curated record. Gene Ontology annotation, biological process: proteolysis. Bases 1 to 879 code for a protein of 292 amino acids. The transcript has 7 exons.
AUGCUGCGGCUGCUAAGUUUCCUCCUGUUUGUGGCCCUUGCCUCGGGCUGUGGCAGACCUUUCUACAACCCUUUAGCUCGCGUGGUCAAUGGUGAGGAUGCGGUGCCCUACAGCUGGCCCUGGCAGAUCUCCCUGCAGUAUGAGAAGAAUGGGACCUUUUAUCACACCUGCGGAGGCAGCCUCAUCGCCCCCGACUGGGUCUUGACUGCGGGCCACUGUGUCUCGAGCUCCCUGACCUACCAGGUGGUGUUGGGCGAGUAUAACCGGGCCGAGGAGGAAGGCCCUGAGCAGGUGAUCCCCAUCAACGCUGAAGACCUCUUUGUGCACCCACGCUGGAACUCCAACUGUGUGGCCUGUGGCAAUGACAUCGCCCUCAUCAAGCUGUCACGCAGUGCCCAGCUGGGAGACGAAGUCCAGCUUGCCUGCCUCCCUCCUGCCGGCGACAUCCUGCCCAACGAGACACCCUGCUACAUCAGUGGCUGGGGCCGCCUCUAUACUGGUGGACCGCUCCCAGACAAGCUGCAGCAGGCCCUGCUGCCCGUAGUGGACUACGAGCACUGCUCCAGUUUGGACUGGUGGGGCUUCUCCGUGAGGACGACCAUGGUGUGUGCAGGAGGGGAUACCCAGUCUGGCUGCAAUGGUGACUCCGGGGGACCCCUCAACUGCCCCGCUGCAGAUGGCAGCUGGCAGGUCCACGGUGUGACCAGCUUCGUUUCUUCUCGUGGCUGCAACACCCUGAAGAAGCCCACGGUGUUCACCCGAGUGUCAGCUUUCGAGGACUGGAUCAAUGAGGUGAAGAGAUGGAUAAGUGGGAGGGCUCUGAGGCACAGGCUCUUCCUGGAGGUGCUGGGGCGAUGGGUGAGGGAUGGCAGAGCCUGAGGAGGGACAGGGGGGACGCUGGAAGGUCAGUGGUGGAGGGGCCCUUGGGUUUGGGUCUGUUUUCUGCUGCAAUGUAGCCCCCUGGUCUUGAUGAAGGAACCCUGGUGGGGCAGUGCAUAAGACUCGGGUGCUAAUUGGAAGGUCAGCAAUUUGAAGCUACCACCUGCCCUGAGGCAGAAAAGACCUGGCAAUCCGCUCCCAUAAAGAUUUCAGCCUAGGAAACCCUACUGGUAAUUUUACUCUGUCCUAUAAGGUCAC